GCCAGACCUGCAAGUGUCUUUAACAUUCGCAUUUGUGACGACACACUAAAAUUAAUCCAAUCGGGAACGAAAUCUUGCUAACCUCAUUUGAAUACCGCAUCUAUAAAUAAACGGGGCUUUGGCGCGCCUGAUUAUUUUUCUAGCUCUUAGUUCUACUGUUCUAACUUGACGCUAGGAUGCCUGAGCCCACCAAGUCGGCUCCGGCCCCGAAGAAGGGCUCCAAGAAGGCGGUGACCAAGGCGCAGAAGAAGGACGGCAAGAAGCGCAAACGCAGCCGCAAGGAGAGCUACUCGGUGUACGUGUACAAGGUGCUGAAGCAGGUGCACCCCGACACCGGCAUCUCGUCCAAGGCCAUGGGCAUCAUGAACUCGUUCGUCAACGACAUCUUCGAGCGCAUCGCGGGCGAGGCGUCCCGCCUGGCGCACUACAACAAGCGCUCGACCAUCACGUCCAGGGAGAUCCAGACGGCCGUGCGCCUGCUGCUGCCCGGGGAGCUGGCCAAGCACGCCGUGUCCGAGGGCACCAAGGCCGUCACCAAGUACACCAGCUCCAAGUGAGCCCGCCAAAUGAACGGCUUCAGCAGUCUCCUCCUUGACUUAUACUCCCAACUGCCUUCCAAACCCUGGCUGCAGGAAAGAAGACUGAGGAGAAGUGGAGAUCAUGUUAGGG
This is a messenger RNA of Lontra canadensis (Northern American river otter), 669 nucleotides long. RefSeq names its product histone H2B type 1-M. Gene Ontology annotation, molecular function: structural constituent of chromatin; DNA binding; protein heterodimerization activity. The record is from RefSeq and is a predicted model, not a curated record. The coding region runs from base 177 to 557 and encodes 126 amino acids. Gene Ontology annotation, cellular component: nucleosome. The transcript has 2 exons. NCBI's taxonomy places the organism in Eukaryota, Metazoa, Chordata, Mammalia, Carnivora, Mustelidae.